Molecule: messenger RNA, 1971 nt
Organism: Cuscuta europaea
Lineage: Eukaryota; Viridiplantae; Streptophyta; Magnoliopsida; Solanales; Convolvulaceae
Source: the annotation of a GenBank genome assembly
GCAGCAGCGGCAGACUAGUGGAAGAGUAUCCAGGAAUGAGGAUGCCGUAGAUAUGCUGCCGCAAUCUAUUGAUGAUGAUGAGUUAAUGAGGCAUUCACAUAUGAAGUACGAGCUUAGAGAUUCACCUGGUCUUGUUCCUAUUGGGUUCUACAGCUUACAACAUUAUCUUUCAAUAUUGGGUUCAUUGGUGCUCAUUCCACUUGUGGUAGUUCCGGCAAUGGGCGGCACCUAUGAGGAUACAUCAAAUGUCGUCUCCACUGUGCUUUUUGUGUCUGGAGUGUCAACACUUUUGCAUACGUUUUUCGGCUCAAGGCUGCCCCUAAUACAAGGUCCUUCAUUUGUUUACCUUGCACCUGCACUUGCAAUAAUCAACUCCCGCGAGUUCUUAAAAUUAAAUGGAAAUAAUUUCAAUCAUAUCAUGAAAGAGUUACAGGGAGCCAUAAUAAUUGCUUCAGCUUUUCAAGCAAUAGUGGGCUACAGUGGGCUUAUGAUGAUAUUUUUAAAGUGGAUUAAUCCAGUGGUUGUUGCUCCUACUAUUGCUGCUAUCGGGCUAUCUUUUUACAGUUAUGGGUUUCCCCGAGUUGGUGCCUGUCUUGAAGUUGGUGUAGUGCAGAUCUUACUGGUUGUUAUUUUUUCUCUUUACCUUCGAAAGGUUGCUAUUUUGGGUCAUCGUGUAUUCCUAAUUUAUGCUGUUCCAUUGGGUCUAGCUAUAACUUGGACUGUAGCUUAUCUCCUGACUGAAAUGGGAACCUAUAGCUACAAAGGUUGUGAUGUUAAUGUACCAGCUUCAAAACUGAUAUCCGAUCACUGCAGAAAACACGUUUCUAAGAUGAAGAGCUGCCGAGUUGAUACUUCCCAUGCAUUAAGAUCUUCCCCCUGGUUUAGAUUUCCAUAUCCUUUACAGUGGGGGAUUCCCGUCUUCCAUGGGAAAAUGGCUCUUGUAAUGUGUGUGGUCUCUAUAAUAUCGUCAGUUGAUUCUGUUGGUUCAUAUCAUGCAUCGUCAUUGUUGGUGGCAUCUAGACCUCCUACACCUGGUGUUUUGAGCCGAGGGAUUGGUCUUGAAGGUCUUACUAGCCUCUUGGCUGGUCUGUGGGGCACAGGAACUGGAGCCACGACUUUGACUGAGAAUGUGCACACUAUUGCAGUCACCAAGAUGGGGAGCCGCAUAACAGUUUCACUGGGAGCAGUUGCUCUAGUUAUCUUAUCCCUUGUAGGCAAAGUUGGAGGAUUCAUUGCUUCAAUUCCUGAAGUGAUAGUUGCAGCUCUAUUGUGCUACAUGUGGGCGAUGCUUACGGCAUUGGGACUGUCAAACUUACGCUACAGCGAGGCAGGAAGUUCAAGAAACAUAAUCAUAGUUGGGUUAUCAUUGUUUUUCUCCCUCUCAAUACCAGCCUACUUCCAACAGUAUGGCAUCUCUCCAAACAGAAAUCUGUCUGUUCCUAGUUACUUUCAUCCGUACAUUGUUGCUUCGCACGGUCCCAUCCACACCAAAUAUGGAGGGCUAAACUAUAUAUUGAACACGCUGUUUUCGCUACACAUGGUGAUUGCCUUUCUAGUGGCGGUGAUCCUAGACAAUACAGUGCCAGGAAGCAGCCAGGAACGUGGGGUGUACACAUGGUCCGAAUCAGAGGCUGCUAGAAGGGAACCUGCUGUCACUAAAGAUUACGAAUUGCCUUUCAGAGUUAGGAAACUUUUCAGAUGGGUAAAAUGGGUCGGGCUUUAGCCUGCACCAGCAACAGGCUAUUUUCACCUGAUGCCCGGUUCUUGGGAAUGUAGGUCACCCUAUAGAGGAGUUGUAAGUUCAUUUGUAUACUGAAGUAGUAUCUGAGCCUCUGAGGCGUGUAUUUGUAAUGAAUAAUACAUAUAUACUUCGUAUAUUGUAAAAUAUAUUGUAUGUAGUUAAGAAAAAAGAACCCUUCAGGAAAAAAAUGGAAAUUUUGUUGGACUUCUGUUGGUUAAGUGUGCCAAACC